AUGAAGACUUGUGACGUCUUGAAUGGUGCCCUGCUCGCUGCUACUGCAUUCCUUGCUCAGGGAGAGCCGUGGAAGACAAAGCUGAUAGGCCUUAAGCAAGUGGAGCCGUUUCCUGAGCCGGAGGCCACGACAAUUGGCGACAAGGCGGGCGUCAAGUUCAAACCUCAGAUCCACGUAUCUGCAGGAUGCCCCUCGUAUCCCGCUGUGAAUGCGGCGGGUGAGACGACUUACGGCGAUUGGAUCGAGGAAACCGCCGAUGUCAAGUGCGAGGAGCUGAAGGUGAAGUCUCAAGUCUAUGGGCGCUCGACUUGGCAUCUGGAAAAAUUUGCGGUCAUGUACACAUGGCACUUCCCGACAUCCCCGAAUUACACUGAGCGGUACGACUGGGAGCACGUCGUUGUGUGGCUCAAUAACCCUGCAGUAGCAAACCCGACGCUCGAGGCUGUGUCGAUUUGGAGCGAAGGUAAAAAAGCAUACAUCAAAGCCGCUCCGCCUGAUGCUAAGUUUAUGGACGGGUCAAGCGUCAAACUCGAUAUAGGGGUGGAUGGUCAGGCCCGCAAGCUCAGCUUGUCACCUUUGGCUGGUCAGUUCCAACCUCUGAUCAUGUGGGACCAGAUGCCGAACGAUACCCGUUCCGCUCUCGAUGCAACUAAGUGGUAUGGCUUGUUCAUUCCCCUCAGCGACUCUCGAUUGACGCUCGCUUUGGACAACGCCUGGCCGUUUGCUCCAGUGGCACCACCGCCUCUACUGAUAUCAACAUCUCCGAAACAACCGCCUUCCUCUGAUUAA
Molecule: messenger RNA, 789 nt
Organism: Hyaloperonospora brassicae
Lineage: Eukaryota; Oomycota; Peronosporomycetes; Peronosporales; Peronosporaceae
Source: the annotation of a GenBank genome assembly